AUGGAUGCAGCAAAGUAUGGUCGUCCGGAGUCUGUGUCAAGUGCACAGCUCAUCAGCCAUCUCAUUGGACAAAUCACCUCGGAUACAGAUGACCGACAACCCAAGAGAACUCUGAUUGGACAGUUGUGUGUGCAUUAUUUUUGGCCUUGAUAUAAAAACACUGAUCCGGCUCUGCGCGAUACCCUUUGACCUCAUCGUAGAUUAAAGGGUUCCUGUGCUGAGAGUGACCGCUGACAGCUGAGUGUGACCAUCAUCCUUCAUCCAUUGCCCUCAACCUUCACAGUAUCACCACAUCACCUACACACACACAAUCACCACAUCUUCAUCGUUUUCUCAAAUUUCAUUCUACGUAUAAGAUUAUAUUAGGUUGUCUUAGAUUAGUUUACUUUACAUUAGGUGGUUUAGGUUUAGGUCAGUUUGACAAGCAUUUCUCUUGUUGUUCUCUCUUGUUUUUAACUUCUAUCAGCAGGAUGCCAAGGAAGUCGAGGCGGUCUGUGGUGUUGAAGCAGCGCUGGAGGAAGCUCAACCUGGAGGAGCUGAGGUCUUUCCCCACCCCCCCGGAGACAGUUGGAUCUUCACCCCCAGCCAAGCCUUUCUGGAGCCCGGAUGAUGUGCAAGCCGCGGUACCGGUUACUGCCAUCCGGUGGAGACGUGGCCAACUUCGAAGCUCUAAGUCUCCUGACAAGCAGUUUGUUCUGAUUGUCGGGGACUCCCAUCUCCGGGCCUUCGUGGACCGUUUCACCGAGAUGCCAGAAGGGAAGUUUUUCUUUUGGUAUCAUGUCGACCCCUGGGGCCCAUGCUGCUCAGCUGCGCACUGAGGUCCUACAUGCCAAGGUUCCUCAAGACCCUGAUGCUGUUUGUGUUCUUGCUCCUAGCAACAACCUGACUGCGAGCAGGACCGUCGACGAGGUAGCCGUCGACUACGCCCAAUUCCUCACUGCUGUGAGGAGCCGCUGGUCGGAGGUCUUUGUGGUGGACUCCCCCCCCCCCCACCUGAACGAGGAUGAGGAGCACCAGAGGGCCCUUUGCCACGCAUACCAUCGUGUGACAGCUCGCAUGGGUUUGAGGUACUUCUCUGCGGAGGAGUACUUCCCCCGUACGCGCUUGGAUCUGUGGAGCAGAGACGGCGUUCACCUGAGCGACCAUGAGGGGAUGGGGAUCCUCACCCAGCUGCUGUGGGCCUCCACGGAGCAGUUCCUCAAGACACCACCACCACCACCUCCCCCUCCCCCGGUGUCUGCUACUCCUUCACAGCCGCUUAGGAACGUUUCUCCUAAGCUGGUUUUGAAGGGAGAGCCGCAGGUUCCUGGUCCGGUCAGCGUGGCUCAGCAGCAGGAGAAGGAGUCCUUCCUUCCACUGAACCCACGGUGGUUCAGUAGCACGACACUUUCUGUUAUGGUGGAAGUGUCUCCUUCUCAGCUGUCUGACGUGGUGGACGUCCCAUCUCUUCCAGCGCGCAAGAAGGUGGCCUCCCCAGCGGCAGCCAGGCGUCAUAGGACCACGGAGAGACGCCCCCCCCCCCGCUACCAGUCUCCUGUGAACAACCAGGUUGGAUCCCCUCCAGCCAGGCUGUCACGGAGACUGGAGGACGACGGCCCCUCCAGCCCGGUUCCUCGGUCUAGGACCACGGAUGGAAACCCCCCCCCGCACCCAAACUUCAGUGACCAACCAGCUGGUUGGAUCCCCUCCAGUCAGGUUGUCCUGUAGUUUGGGUGAUCCGGCGACCCCCUGCUGUUCACCGGUUGUGAAGGUGGCCAGGAUGAAGACCCCUUCACCGGCUGGACCAUCCCAGACCAUUAAAGCUGUCUGUCACUCUCCUCGCCCAGUUAAGACCAUCAGGACACCAGUUCCCUCAUCGUCCUGCUGGCCCUGGAUUAUCGAUGACGGACUUGCCACCUCUCAUUCCCCUUCUAAAGAGUGUACCUGGAGCUGUGGUCUUCUCCGGGUGAGUAUAGCAUCCAAGUGUUUCUGAUUUCAGGUUGUUCUCCCUGGUUAGUUAGGGAGUGUGCCAGCUGGGUAGAGCAAUCUGUCCGUCCAUCUGUGUACUAUUUGUUAAUUUUCCUUUUUAUUUUCGAGGCAAUCCUGGGUGGAGAUAUGUUUCUCUGGUGGGGGCGAGCAUUUCAGGGCCUUGGUCAUAUGGCUGAGGUUUACUGAAGUUUUGCUUUAAAGAAGCCUCGAGCCCGGCACAUCUCACAAGAUAGUUAGGUUUAGUUUGGAGUUAGGCGGGUACCAGGGGGCUUGCUUGGAUAAUCAUUUUCACUCGCACCACUCGCAGCACUCACUGUGCUCACUAGUAAUUGAUGUCAUUUAUUUCAGGAUUUAGUCUUGUUUAGUCUUUUAGUGUGUUUAGUCUUAUGUAAUUGUUUUUCAUAUGUAUGUUGUUGCAGUGGCAUGUCUUGGCUGGAAAUAGUUUAAUUGUAUUGUGCUAUUGUAUUUAUGUAUGUAUGUAUGUAUGUAUGUAUGUAUGUAUUUGUUUGUUUCAGAAUGGGGUCAGCAACUUUUUUCAUGUCCUUAUCUCUUGAGAUGAUGAAAACGACUGGGCCAGUGUGUUAAAUGUUUUGUAAUGAAUAAUUUUGUGAAUGCCUUUAAACAUUUUUUAAUAUAUUUAUCAUGUAUUUAUUGACGUUUGUUUGUAAAAUCUUAACUAUGUUGUUCUCAUCUAUUUAGAUGAGAAUGGCAUGUGUAAGAUAUAAUGUAAGCUGCAAUGUAAUAGCUAAGCUCAUGUAAGAAUUACAUGAGCUAAGCUAAGCUUACGUAAGUUAUCAUGUAAUUAAUUAAUGUAAUUGUAUUUUUUAUUGUGUGUUUUUUUUGUUUGUUUUGUUUUUUUUCUGCUGGGUUUUUGUCACUACAUUAGCUAUGCUAAUCUUUGCUAAUAUAGUGUAGGAGUGUCAGGGAGGAAGCUGAACGUCAGUUGAGAUGCAGACCAAGCUGCAUGUCAAACCAGGUGCAUAACAAAGAUGAUCCAGUGAGAAGGACCCUCUCUCCAGUGAAGACAACAACCCAGAAGAAAAUAAGGGAAGUAAUAUUUCAUCAAAUUCUCAGCUUUCACUUCAGAUGUUUACAUCAGUCUUUGAAAUCUGUAACUAAUUCAUGUCUUUUAAAUCUGCAAAACAUUUAUACAGGCUACAGGAAGAAGACCUCCAGAGGACUGCAGCAACAAUAAUACUACGGGAAGAAGACCUCCAGAUGACUGCAGCAACAAUAAGGGAAGUAAUACUGUUUUCUCUUCAAAUGUUUACGUGAUGAUUUUGAACUAAUUCUUGUCUCACUCUCCACUUCAGAUGUCAACCCAGCAGCAGAGAAGUAAAGGAGAUUUAAAGGGGACAUAUUAUGCAAAACCCACUUUUUCCUUGCUUUACUAUGUAUAAUUGCAUAUCCGGAGUGCCUCCCGACCCCUUAAGAGUGAUUUAGGACCUCUACGUCAAUGUUUUGUAAAUAGGCGGAGUCAGGAAAUGUGUCUCUAAAAGAGCCAUUUGGAUUUCACCCACACACUUACGUAACAGUGCGGGUGAUUUGAAUGCUCCCGCCCUCACGCUGGAUAUCUCCUCCCGUAUUACUCCAGCUACCUGAAGGAGAAUCCGCCAUUUUCUCGCUUCACUUGUAUGCGGCAGCCUGACCGCAACCAUGUGCAAUCCGAAAGCCAAGCACUCCUGCUCUGUCGUCAGAUGCACGGACACUCAUGUUUCCCUACAUCGCCUCCCUACCAAAGAGGAUAUCAGAGCAAAGUGGCUAAAUUUUAUUUUUCAGGGAAACGUCCCAGCUUCACUGAGCAAAAGCGUUGUUGUUUGUGCCAGUCACUUCACACCGGACUGUUCCAGCAACCAGGGUCAGUAUCAGGCUGGACUGGAAACAAAAUUGUUCCUCUAAGAUGGAUCUAUACCCACUGUCCGUGGCAACGCCACAGAAGAAGAAACUGUUAAGUAUUUUUAAAAACAGUGUUGUUUGUGUUACUUUGGCUGUUUAGCACAUGAGCUAACGCUAACUGGUGAUGUAAAUAUGACGCUGAGCUAACGUUACAACAGUGGCUUACUGGUCUUAGGAUUCACGGUAAUGUUAAUGUUGCCAAACCUUGAUUUGUCAUAUCAGCACUCAUAAGAGUGAACUGAGAAAUUGAAUUGGGAUAUUGAGAUUUGAUCGCUUCUAACCGGCCGGUGAACCACUGAAGUGUUGUCCACGGACGACGAGCUAGCUAGCGCUGCUCGGCCGUGAACAGCGCGAGCUAGCCAUC
Acanthopagrus latus (yellowfin seabream) is the source of this 4228-nucleotide messenger RNA. RefSeq names its product proline-rich receptor-like protein kinase PERK10. Bases 778 to 1707 code for a protein of 309 amino acids. The transcript has 18 exons. The record is from RefSeq and is a predicted model, not a curated record. NCBI's taxonomy places the organism in Eukaryota, Metazoa, Chordata, Actinopteri, Spariformes, Sparidae.